Messenger RNA from Tarenaya hassleriana, 2754 nucleotides. RefSeq names its product programmed cell death protein 4. The coding region runs from base 370 to 2475 and encodes 701 amino acids. The record is from RefSeq and is a predicted model, not a curated record. The transcript has 4 exons. Gene Ontology annotation, biological process: negative regulation of DNA-templated transcription. Lineage: Eukaryota; Viridiplantae; Streptophyta; Magnoliopsida; Brassicales; Cleomaceae.
GACGUUCCUCUAUCUCGUAACCGAAGCAGCCUCCCUUUCUAAAGAAAGCUCUCAUUUUCCAUUCCCUUUCUUCGUUUCCAUUUUUUGCUGCGUGUUCUCAGUAAAAUCCCAUUCUUCUCCCAAAUCGCGCCUCUACCCAGAAAUCCUAUACCUGUUUUGACAUUUGGUUCUUCUCGGAUCUGGGUUUCGAUAUCUCAGUUCUUACCUCGGAUCUUUGUGACUGUUUUGCGUACGAGGGUCUGUUUUUCGUGGUGAUUUCGAGUUCGGCCUGUCCUGUAUUGGCUCUAGAUCCGGGCCAAGAACGGGAAACAUCAUUCAGGAUUUGGGUUAUUCGGGCAUUAAGCUUGCAGCAAUAGGUUAUUGGCUAAGAUGGCAUCAAAGGAGGGGUUUUUGACAGACGGGCAGAGGGAAAUGUUGAAACUUGCCUGCGAGAGUGCAGAGAAUCUUCCACCUUCUCCGAAGCCUACCUCGUGUUUACGAUCAGAGAAUCUGCCGAAAGUAUCUGGUUGUGGAAAGGCAUCUGGUGGAUCAAAUGCUGUGAGACACCGUAGGUCUCACAGCGGGAAGUCUAUCCGUGUAAAGAAGGAUGGGGCCGGUGGCAAGGGCACCUGGGGAAAACUUCUCGACACUGAUGGAGUCUAUCACAUCGAUCGGAAUGAUCCAAACUACGACAGUGGGGAGGAGGAACCAUACGAGCUUGUUGGCGCAACUGUUUCCGACCCCUUGGACGAUUACAAAAAAGCUGUGGCUUCCAUCAUUGAAGAAUAUUUCAGCACCGGUGAUGUGGAGGUGGUAGCGUCUGAUCUUGGAGAACUAGGUUCAAGUGAAUAUCAUCCAUACUUCAUCAAGCGGCUCGUCUCAGUGGCUAUGGAUAGACAUGACAAGGAGAAGGAAAUGGCAUCGGUCUUGCUUUCUGCAUUGUAUGCUGAUGUCAUCAAUCCCGACCAGAUCAGAGACGGGUUUGUCUUGCUUCUUGAGUCAGCUGAUGACUUUGCAGUGGAUAUACCCGAUACCGUUGAUGUCCUAGCUCUGUUCCUUGCACGUGCUGUUGUGGAUGACAUCCUUCCACCAGCUUUCCUUCCUAGGGCAAGAAAGACACUUCCAGAAUCUUCCAAAGGUUUCCAGGUUAUCCAAACUGCGGGAAAAAGCUAUCUGUCUGCUCCACACCAUGCGGAACUGGUGGAAAGGAGAUGGGGUGGUUCAACUCGGACCACUGUUGAGGAAGUCAAGAAAAAGAUUGCUGAACUUUUGAGGGAAUACGUGGACAAUAAAGACACUUACGAGGCUUGCCGCUGCAUUAGAGAGUUGGGUGUGUCUUUUUUCCAUCAUGAAGUUGUGAAGAAGGCUUUGAUUACUGCCAUGGAGAUCCCUACAGCUGAACCACUUAUAUUUAAGCUGUUGAAGGAGGCAGCUAAAGAAAAUCUGGUAAGUUCUAGUCAAAUGGUGAAGGGGUUUUCUAGGCUAGGAGAAAGCCUUGACGAUCUUGCUCUCGACAUUCCAUCUGCCAAAACCCUAUUUGGUUCGAUUGUGUCAAAUGCUGUCUCCGAAGGUUGGCUUGAUGCUUCGUUCAAUGAUCCCUCUGGUGAAGAAGGGCAAGUGCAGAUUGAGAAUGAGAAACUGAAGCGUUACAAGGAAGAGGUUGUGACCAUGAUUCAUGAGUAUUUCCUCUCUGAUGACAUUCCUGAACUCGUUCGUAAUCUUGAGGAUUUAGAGGCACCUGAGUACAACCCGGUUUUUCUCAAGAAGCUGAUAACACUCGCCAUGGACAGGAAGAACCGUGAGAAGGAAAUGGCAUCUGUUCUCCUCUCAUCUCUUCACAUUGAGAUUUUCUCAACAGAAGACAUCGUAAAUGGUUUUGUCAUGCUCCUGGAGUCUGCGGAAGACACGGCUCUGGACAUUCUCGAUGCUUCCAAUGAACUUGCUCUGUUCUUGGCAAGAGCUGUGAUCGAUGAUGUUUUAGCACCCUUGAACCUUGAAGAAAUCUCUAGCAGAUUACGACCCAACUCCUCUGGAACCGAGACAGUGAAGAUGGCCCGGUCGCUUAUCUUUGCCCGUCAUGCGGGAGAGAGGCUUCUACGAUGCUGGGGUGGUGGCACGGGGUGGGCAGUGGAAGAUGCAAAGGACAAGAUAUGGAAGCUUCUGGAAGAGUACGAGAGUUCUGGCGUAGUCUCGGAGGCCUGCCAGUGCAUUCGCGAGCUGGGUUUGCCGUUCUUCAACCACGAGGUGGUCAAGAAGGCACUUGUCAUGGCCAUGGAGAAGAAGAAUGACCGGAUGCUGGAUCUUCUCCAGGAGAGCUUCAGCGAGGGCCUCAUCACGACGAACCAGAUGACCAAAGGAUUCACCCGGGUGAAAGAUGCCCUUGAUGAUCUGGCUCUCGAUAUCCCGAACGCAGAGGAGAAAUUCAGUGUCUAUGUGGGUCACGGCCAAAAGAACGGAUGGCUCUCAUCCUCGUUUGUACCUUCUUCCCUAACUUGAGGGCUCAGCUCUUGUGUCACCGAGCUCCCUAUCCAUGGCCGCUUCACCGUCCAGGGUUCUGCCUUUUUUUAGGGUUUGAGAAACUUGGAAAGGGAGCUGGAUAACUUGGCGACUAAUUCUCAGAAUCAGUGUUAUCGUUUUCUGUGUAACUGGAGACCGGUUCUGUUUGACGUUUGGAUAGACUCAUCCCCCCUCAAGCUUUAUACUGCUGUGUGUUUGUGUUUGAACCUUGUUCUGUAAUGUCUUUUUCAUUAGAUCAAGUAGCGAGUGGAUGCCCCA